AUGGACGAGCGACCAAACAAAAAGAGACGCUUUNUUGCCGACAAAGACUCAACUCAGGAUGCUUCUUUCGCCUCCGAUCCCUCUGGCCCAGACGAACUCAAUGCACUCAACGAGAACGAUCAGAACGCCACUACCACCGCACAACUCGGACAAGAGCCAACAUCAAGUGUGAACCGCUUCGACGCAUCUCUCUUCCAAGCUUUUGUCGGCAAUGACGCUCCUCAAGCUACCAUCAACGCCCUACAGCGCAUAUGUGGCAAUGAUGUCGAGCGAGCCGUCAACAUGUACCUGGACGGCUCAUGGCAGAACCAUCCUUUGAUUUCGAGUGUUUCUUCACCCUCGUCGCAUCCCAGCCGGCCCAAGGUCAAGGACACUACACCUAAAUCCACACUAAAGACCGACCUGCCCAAAGUAAAUCUGGCCGCCAUGCCAACCAAGAGAUAUAUUGGUGCCAUGGGCGUCAUUGGCUGGACUACCCGCAGCGGUACUGGCAUCAUCACAUCAGGAGAGAAGGUCAAGAUUGAAAGAGCCAGGCCGUCACAGCAAAAGGUUGGUAAAGGAGGCAAGUCGCGAGCCUCAACACGUCAAGAUGUCAUUGUGCGCUUCACCAAUGCAAAAGGUGAAGAGGUUGGUCGCUUAGAGCAGGAUUCUGCCGCCUGGAUUUCCACCCUGAUGGACCAGAACAUAUGCCAUUUCGAGGGCCACUGUGUCUUUGCGCCUGAUCGUGUGCGUACCAACGACACUGUCUACCUCCAACUGCGAUGUUUCUUCCUCAAGUCGUGCUUUAGCGCUGGCAGCUUGAUCAAACCAUUGGACAAUAACAGAGAAACUGGUUUAUAUGAAGCAAAGGAAACUCGAGACGAANAAGACCUCCGGCUGCGUCAAGUCGGCCUUGUGAAAUUGUUUUCAGAAGUCAAUCUUCAUCCAUCACGCGCCAAUUCUGCAACCGAGAAGCACAAANGGGAGGGCAUUCUGCGUGCUGCUGAGAUGCCCGAGCAACCUGAACAGAGUACUGCCAAACCAGUCAAAUCAUCCGACCAAGCUGCUUCAUCUCCUCCUUCGGAAGAUGCUGAAGAUGGUCAAGAGUUGGAGCAAGACCAGCUGGACAGUCUAUACAAGAAAGCUCAAUCCUUCGAUUUCAAUACGCCUGUCAUGCAACCUGCCGAAACAUUUGUCAUGGAUCUUCGAAAAUAUCAGAAACAAGCUUUGCACUGGAUGGUAGGUAAAGAGAGGGACCAAAAAUCGGACCACAAGGAGGCGUCGAUGCAUCCUCUGUGGGAAGAAUACUUGUGGCCUACAAAAGAUGCAGAUGACGCGCCGGUGCCCCAGGUUGAGGACCAGCCAAACUUUUAUGUCAAUCCUUACUCUGGUGAGCUGUCAUUAGACUUCCCUGUCCAGGAGCAGAAUUGCCUUGGUGGUAUCCUAGCAGACGAGAUGGGUCUUGGCAAGACUAUUGAGAUGCUCAGUCUCGUACACACACAUACUUCAGAAUUCGGUUUACAAGGCGCUAAGAUGUCAACGGUUAUGGACCUGCCACGUUCGCCUAAGAGCUCUUCUGGUGUUGCUCGAGCACCGUGUACCACCUUGGUCGUUGCUCCUAUGUCCUUGCUGGCACAAUGGCAGAGCGAAGCAGAAAAGGCUUCGAAGCCCGGAACACUCAAGACUUUGGUAUACUACGGAUCAGACAAGAACGUCAAUUUGAAAACCUUGUGUUGCGAAGCCAAUGCAGCAUCGGCACCGAACGUCAUUAUUACCAGUUAUGGUACUGUACUCUCGGAGUACAACCAAGUCGUUGCUGCUGGUGGUGACAGAGGAUCAAGCGGUGGAUUGUUCUCCCUCGAGUACUUCCGCGUAAUCCUCGACGAAGCCCACAUGAUCAAGAACCGGCAGUCAAAAACUGCUCGUGCUUGCUACGAGAUUGCGGCAGAACAUCGCUGGACUCUGACAGGUACGCCUAUCGUCAAUCGUCUUGAAGACUUGUUCAGUUUGGUACGCUUCCUUCGCGUUGAGCCAUGGAGUAACUUUUCUUUCUGGAAAACGUUCAUCACCGUGCCCUUCGAGUCGAAGGACUAUGUUCGAGCACUUGAUGUAGUUCAAACUGUGCUUGAGCCUCUUGUGUUACGUCGCACGAAGGACAUGAAGACUCCCGAUGGAGAGGCACUGGUCCCAUUACCACCGAGAACCAUCGACAUUCAGAAGAUUGAGCUCUCGAAGGUCGAACGAGAUCUUUACGAUCAUAUCUUUGCUCGAGCCAAAAGAACGUUUGCUGCCAACGUUGAAGCUGGAACUCUGAUGAAGUCAUAUACUACAAUCUUUGCUCAGAUUCUGCGGCUCAGACAAUCAUGCUGUCACCCGACAUUGGUGCGGAGCAAAGGUCUUGCUGCAGAGGAGGAGGACGCAGAGGCAGCGGCAGACAUUGCGAACGGUCUAGCGGAUGACAUGGACCUGCAGUCCCUCAUUCAACGCUUCGAGUCUGAGGCCGAAGAGGAAGAUGCAAGCCGCUUUGGUGCCAACGUGCUCAAACAAAUCCAAGCAGAGUCAAGCCACGAGUGUCCGAUAUGUUUCGAAGAGCCCAUGGAAGAGCAAUCCGUCACAGGUUGCUGGCACAGCGCGUGCAAANAAUGUCUUCUCGAGCUAAUCGAGAACGCAACCAACAAGAACGAACUGCCACUGUGCUUUAACUGCCGCGAGCCUAUCAAUGCUCGCGACAUUUUCGAGGUCAUCAGAUACGACGACGAAGAUGACGAAGAAGCUGGUGUAGCCAAAGACAAGGCACAAAACAGUUUCGAAGACAUCUACACAGCAACACAACCUAGUGACUCGACAGACUCGCAACAACGUCUCCCUCGCGUAUCCCUCCGCCGCGUCAACACUCUUUCCUCAGCCAAAAUCGGUGCUCUCCUGACCCAUCUCAAGCGCAUCAAGAAAGCUUCACCAACCACAAAAUCCGUCAUUUUCUCACAAUUCACAUCUUUCCUCGAUAUCCUUGAGCCCGCUCUUGACGGAGCCUCCAUCCCCUACCUCCGCUUCGACGGCAGCAUGGCUCAAAAAGCCCGCGCCGCAGUCCUCUCUGAAUUCGCCAACCGCACAAAAGGCUGUGUGUUGCUACUCUCCCUCAAAGCAGGCGGUGUAGGCUUAAACCUCACAUGCGCAAGCAACGUCUUCAUGAUGGAUCCGUGGUGGAGUUGGGCGGUGGAGUCGCAGGCUAUCGACCGCGUGCACCGUAUGGGCCAAACCCAAGAAGUCAAAAUCGUGAGAUUUGUGGUUGAUCAGAGUAUUGAAGAGAAAAUGCUUAGAGUGCAGGAUCGCAAANAGUUUAUUGCUAGUUCGUUGGGGAUGAUGAGUGAGGAUCAGAAGAAGUUGCAGAGGAUUGAGGAUAUUAAGGAGUUGUUGAGUUAG
Molecule: messenger RNA, 3399 nt
Organism: Aureobasidium musti
Lineage: Eukaryota; Fungi; Ascomycota; Dothideomycetes; Dothideales; Saccotheciaceae
Source: the annotation of a GenBank genome assembly